Messenger RNA from Fusarium pseudograminearum CS3096, 4314 nucleotides. RefSeq lists its product as uncharacterized. The transcript has 4 exons. NCBI's taxonomy places the organism in Eukaryota, Fungi, Ascomycota, Sordariomycetes, Hypocreales, Nectriaceae. Bases 1 to 4314 code for a protein of 1437 amino acids. Gene Ontology annotation, molecular function: ATP binding; ATP-dependent chromatin remodeler activity. The record is from RefSeq and is a predicted model, not a curated record.
AUGUCUAGAAGUUUGAUGAUCGGCAUCGGCCACACCCUUGUCUCUCACCGCCCAGAUUCUGCCAACAUUCUGCCGUACUUCACCACUUUGGGACAUUUACCUCGAGGUCGACCUGGUCGCUCCUUCUCAUCAUGCAGAGCUUGCCCUAAAGGUUACAAACCACGGAAAAUGGCUCCGAGACUCAAUGCGCGAUCUCGAUUGGGAGCUCAGGCGAACUCUCCCACGGACAACGACGAAAACUCGUCUCAGCAACAAGAUACUGGCGACUGUUUGUCGGAAAUUGUCCUGACUUUGGAUGAAAUGCCUAUCCCCCCACCACCUCCAGCAUCGAACACGUUGAUGGAUUCGGACGACUGGCGACUUGGCGAACCAGUGCCCUCCGACGUUUACCAGAGCUGGUUUAAAGUUGAAAGCACUUUUAUCGAACACGAACCGGCCAACCUAGCAGCCGACAAAUUGGCAAAGUUUAUUAACGGACACGAAUCUACUGCGAAUCGACUAAAAGACAUUUCUCGAGUUGCUCGACGCUACUCAAUGAGCUACCUUGAGCAUCGAAAGAACUUCUCUACAACCGCUAAUAAGCGACCCCAACGACAAGAUAACGUGAAGGACUUAUGGUCCAUGGUUUCCAUCCUAGACCGUGAGCACUAUGGUCUACAACAGCGCUUACUUCGCACUGGCGCAACCAUUGUCUGGAAGAAUGAUUCCCGUCCUAUCCGUUCCACUGACGAGGAUGAAGGUGUACCCCUCCUCAGUGAAAUCGAUACCCUUCAAAGCCAAGUGGCAACAAUCUUCGCUAUCUUACGACAUUUCCCGAACCGGUUUCGUUCAUACAUGAAAACCCCUGACAGGCCUGAAGAAUAUGUCUGGGGUUUCUCCCACGAGGACUGGUUUCGUGCCAACGCCUGUCUUCAACGCCACCUUCUACGACGACAGAAACACAAAAACAUCACGGUAAAGGACACUCAAGGCGAUAUCAAGGAUUGGCCAGGCUUUAUCCAGCCUGCAGCCGGCCCUAAUAACGAUGAAGAAGACGAUGACGACAACAAGCCCCCAGAUGCUAAUGUUAUUCGUUCUCUGGAGGCAGAGCAUACCCUGCUAGGCGACGAUUGGCUUGGUGACAUGCCUCUCGACAGCGACAAAUAUGCCAAAAAGUCGGACAUCAUCGAUGCCUUUGGUGAAGAGGUUGCUGGCCAAUUUGAGUUCGAUUCUACCACUGAAAGAGUCCAGGACUCUCUUGGGAUGCUUGCUGAGUAUAUUACCACUGGUAUUUCAGCGACGCUCGCGGAGGCUAUCCCCUCCUGUGACCCUUUCGAGGAGGGCGAAAAGCAGCGCACCAAACUUAAACUUCCCCCUCCUAAGUACCCUUCAGCUAAAGCUCUAGGGUAUCUUCGCGAUAUACUUCUAAAGAGGGCUUACGUUGCCUAUGAUAAGACGCUGCCUCGCUCUGAGAUGGCGAGUUUAUGCCCCGGCAACGAAGAUGUUGACCCUGAAUAUCAAGCUACUUCCAAUCAGCUUGAACUUCAGCGGGGUGCGCAAGAUCUAACACUUGCAGAGGAGGACCUGGACACAUCUGACAGGCAGUUUCAUGGUGUCCAGAAUCUUUUGGGGGAGUUUUUACCACAGCAUGAUCUUGAAAAGGUCUGCCAAGAGGUAGGCAUCACCGACUGGCGAAAUCUGGAACUCAACUCAGAACAUGCGCCUGGGAAAAGGCUUAAGCCCAAUCAGCUGAUAGACGCUUAUGAUUUGCACUUGAAACUCGAAAGUACGAUGCAUGCGGCAUUGUUGACCAGUGAAUGUGGCAUUGGGAAAACUAAUACCAUGUUGACUUGUCUGCAUAUCUCUGCUAAACGUCUUAUUGAGCGAUGGGAAACCAACCCCUGGCCACUCCAAGAACAUGAGAGGGUCUUCAAACCCACGGUUUACAUGUGUCCUUCGAGGGUUCUUGAUCAGACCUUCACGGAAUUUUCAGAUUGGUGGGGAGGCUAUUUUCGGGUCCAUGUUUGUUACGGGACGGCGUCUUCUUGUACAAACUUGGCACGGAAGAAUGUUACCCUGGGAAACCUAGAGCAAACACAGCAGUUUUUUGAUCAACUGGCUCAGGAUCAUAAAGAUCCAAUGACAGCUAGAACUAUCAUUCUCUGCGCUUAUCACACAGCUGUUCGCCGUUUCGCGACCGUAAAUGGGGAGGCUGUCGGUCGUUCAAAGCUUGGAUCAGGCCCUGGUCUUCAAAUUGAUGAUGGUGAGAAUGACUUGGACGACGAGGACCUCGAAGUCCAAGACACACUUGAUGGUGACGAGGCCGUCGUGCUGCGAAAACUCGCUUUGAAAAACGUUCAGCUAUACCGCCUUAUUCUCGACGAAGGGCACGCUGUGAAGAACAUGGAAUAUGACGCGAUAAUGAUUGCGUCCGCCACAAUCCUUUCGAAUCAUGUCCGUGAUUUCUAUGGGUACAUUGAACUCAUUUGGGACAAGGAUCUGCCUUUCUCAUGGGACGAUUGCACAUCGGAGAAGGCGGCUACUUGGUAUGACACUGCAACAUGGGAGAAGCUUACUCAAGGCCAUGACGCCGAGGGUAUUGACGCGGGUCGAAUUUUUCGCAGGACAGAAGACGUGAUUGUUCCACCUAAUCUCACCACUCGACAGAUCCAGAGGGAAGAAGAGUACAGACGUCACAUCAAAGAAACAGGCGAUCCCCUGUUUCUCAUGAACCCGCAACUCUUCUACUCCUUUGCAAACUCUUCCCGUCACUCACCAAUUUUCGCGCAAAGUGCAAUUCGCACUAUCAUGCAGAUGUUAUGUGUUCGACGAUCCAUGUUGAGCCAGAUGACGUUGCCGGAUGGGUCGGUGACAUGGCCUGGCAAGGGCAUCCCGACCCUACUUUGCAACGAGGUCGAGCUGAAUCUCCCUGAGCAGGUCAAGCCCAAAUUACACCAUGCCAUUAGAAGUCUUCAUGCGAACUUGACUACCCAAGGACCUCGAGGGAAAAAGUUCAAGUCUGGUCACGGCGCCAAAGUCAGUGGCCCAGCUGUCCUAUGGAACGGUAACGUGCUGCGAAGAAUGGUUCUUGCAUCGACAAACGUGCACAAUCUCAAGAUGACCUCUCCUCUUGUACGUACCACGAAGCUGCUAAAAGAUAUUGGUAUCCAAAAGAUUAUCGGCCACCAAAUCAAGGAUGCACCUCUCCAUCGCCACAACAAGAAAUCCCAGGCACUCAUCCCAAUGCAGGAGAAGCAACGCGAGGGUUUGCAGCGUCACCAGCGUCCUGAAGCCGCUGCUGGGACCGCUGAGAUGAACAGGGUCGCUACUAACGGCCCUACCAAGGUCCUUCAGUGGGCAUUCUACCUGACAAGAGACUCUAACAAGGAACUUUUCCCAGAGUCAGCAAUCAACCGUGUCAGAUGGCUAUGCUGGGACUCGCCCAAGUAUUGCUGGACCUUGGCCAAGGUUCUUGAAUUGCACCUCAAGGGCGAGCGCGUCCUCGUCUAUGUCAACAACCCUCUCACAUCUGCUAUGAUUCUCGCUAUGCUUGAGGCUCUGGGUGUCCGAACCUUAUCGAUCCAGAGUAAGCAUUCUCAGGGCGAGCGGGACAGUGCGGUGAAGAAGUUUAACUCUGCAACUAUGCCCAUUAGCGCCCUUGUCACAUCCCUUCAGCUAUCAAGUUUCGGUGUGAACUUUCACUUGGCCUGCCACCAUGGCAUUAUCGUCGAACGCCCGCAUAAUCUUGGUACUCAGAUCCAGGCUAUUGGUCGACUUUGGCGGACAAACCAGGAAAAAGAAGUUCACUGGUGGGUCCUCCAUCAACGGGACUCUUACGAUGCUUUUGUGGAUGCCCGGAACCUGGAGAAGUAUGCCACGACACUGGCCGCAGAGGGGAACAUUGAUGAUUCUAUCACAGACGAGUACCGCGUAAUAUGCGCGUAUGAGAUCCUGCGGUGCUACCUGGGCCAGGAGAGCAACCGGUACCCCCGCCUCCGUGUUGCUUGGUUCGAAAUGGACAGCGAGAAGGUCAGGCUCGAGGGGUUCUUCUACACGGCAAUUGCUCGUUUCCUCUUUCGGAACCCAGAUAGGCAAGACCGAAUAACCCCAGAAACAAUUGGGGACAUUGCUGCCAGGUGGGAACUGGGUAGCGAAAUCACAAUUGCCCAUGUCGAGCCCGGGCACCCAGACUGUCCUCCAACCAUUGACCCUGACAAUCCGGGACGCAUCACCCUCUCCAGUGCGAGGGAACAGGAGAAGGCCUUGAGAGAAAAUAUAGCUAUGUAUGGGAGCGAGAAUCCUAACAACGAUGUCUUUCACCCAAAAGAGGGCUAA